GGAAAGUUCUUUCUCGAUAUUCUUCUAUUUUGGAAUCAAAAAUUGAUCAAGAUAAAGUGCAGUAGGUCGCCGCCAGAUAUCAUUAGCAAUGAACACUGUUGAUGACAUACCGGAAGACAAUGGUUUUACAAGAAAUCGCUGGUUGAAAACUUCUUGUCGACAUUAACUUCGCUGUAUGCGCAUUGAAAACCACUUUUCGUUCGAGAGAAGGGAAAGACAAAUCUUGACACAGCCUGAAAUCAUGGCCACGGAGAACAAGAGCCUUGUAAAAACAGAGCAAAACGCUCAUCUCUGCAGCGGCUGCAAAAUGCCAAUUACAGAUCGCUACUUGUUGGAAGCUUUGGGACUUUAUUGGCACGAAGGUUGUUUAAAAUGCAACUGCUGUGAGUGCAAACUUGGUGAUAUUGGAUCGACGCUUUACAAUAAAGCGAACCUCAUUCUCUGCAAGAGAGACUAUUUAAGGUUGUUUGGUGUCCCCGGUGUGUGCGCUGCAUGUAACAAGCCAAUAGCAGCCUUCGAAUUUGUAAUGAGGGCCGCGAAAAACGCAUAUCACAUCGAGUGCUUCUCCUGUCAGAUUUGCAGACAGAGGUUCAGAGUUGGAGAAAACUUCCAUUUUUACAACAACAAAGUCCUUUGCUGGGAUCACUACCGAAUGGAGAAAGAGGAAGAAAGUAUUGCAGAAAAUACAGCAUAAGAAACAAGAGUUGGGCAAGGGAGUUUUCCUUGCUUUAAGCAGUUACAGCACAGUUUUUCGAACGAUUUUGUUAUAUGAAGAAAAUUCAGUGUACAUAGAAGAAGACUAAAAAAUAAUCCUUGUAAAUAAACACCUAAGAGGUGAGAAUAUACCAAAAAAGAUGAUAAACAAUGAUUGCGAAGAUCGGGGAAGAUUGAAAAUAAUUAACUUCAAACAUUUAAGCUAAUUAUUUCGAAAUUGAAAAAAUAUGAUGUAGCGUCUUUAAUCUUAAAAUUAAAAGACAAUGAUAAAAAUAGUUUCAAUGCCUCGAUAGGCGUUCUCGUGCUGGCUUAAACCAGAAAGUUUUUAUUAGUCCAUAAAGAAAAAGUGUUAAACCACAAAAAAUGUAUUUGCAGGUUUGAGCUGAUGAGGACAAUGUCGCGAAAAUGAGCUCAAAAUUACGCGCUAAAAACCCGCUUCGGUGUUUGUAUAGAUAUUUCAGAAAGACAAAUGGAAAUAAUUUCGAAUAGGGUAAUAACGAAAAGUGAUGAUAACACGAUAAUCAAAGAAAGAGUAUUUAUCCACAGAUUAGAGACAA
Pocillopora verrucosa is the source of this 1271-nucleotide messenger RNA. Its product is annotated as LIM domain only protein 3-like. NCBI's taxonomy places the organism in Eukaryota, Metazoa, Cnidaria, Anthozoa, Scleractinia, Pocilloporidae. Gene Ontology annotation, cellular component: nucleus. The record is from RefSeq and is a predicted model, not a curated record. Gene Ontology annotation, molecular function: transcription coactivator activity; DNA-binding transcription factor binding. Gene Ontology annotation, biological process: positive regulation of transcription by RNA polymerase II.